Molecule: messenger RNA, 2558 nt
Organism: Contarinia nasturtii (swede midge)
Lineage: Eukaryota; Metazoa; Arthropoda; Insecta; Diptera; Cecidomyiidae
Product: trimethyllysine dioxygenase, mitochondrial-like
Exons: 4
Coding region: 166-2004 (612 amino acids)
Biological process (GO): carnitine biosynthetic process
Cellular component (GO): mitochondrion
Molecular function (GO): trimethyllysine dioxygenase activity; iron ion binding
Source: RefSeq, a predicted model, not a curated record
GUUGUCGAUCGAAAGCAACAUAAUCAAAACAAAACGAAUAUUUGUACUAAAUUUAAGUUUUGUGUACCGAAUCAAAACAAGUUUUUUGUUUCAACUUUAAGAUAAAAUUGUGUGUAUAAAAAAAGUAUCGUUGAAUUGAUUUUCAUUCAUAUUGGUGAACGAACGAUGGCAUCGCCGGAGCGAAAACUGAAGUUAUGUGCAUUACCGACGUGUAAAGGCAAGCGAUAUGAUUUGGUGCAUAAAUUUCCGAUGAAUAAUGAGCGCGCCCAACAAUGGAUUGAUAUUGUGGAUUUGCCGGAAUUAAAAAAUCUGCCAAUCGAUAAAGUUCGAAAAAGGUUUUUCAUAUGCUCGAAACACUUUCGACCUCAAGAUUAUAAAAAUUGCGAAUCAAGGAGCUUGAACACAACCGCAUAUCCACGAUUAUAUCUCAAAGAAACGGAUGAAGAAGCAAACGAAACAGUUUCGUCAUCGAAUAUAAAUACUGACGUAGAUGAAUUGAAUGUACAAGAGUAUGAAUAUGUUGCGCAAGAAACAGCUAUUGAAGUUGAUCCAAUAUCAACUGAAAUACCGAUAAAAUCGGAAACCAAACAACCGCCCAUUCAAUUUGUAGUGUGCUCACAUAAAAAUGAUGUGCCAAUAAUAUUGAGAAGGAAUCGAAUUAAAAAACCAGAAAUCGUUGUUCAGAAAUCAAUUCAAAUCCAAGCGAUACCAAAUUCAAUGAUCGUAAAUGGAUGCACGAAUCAAAUCGACGAAAAUGACACAUUGAAAAAUGGCGAUGCGAACAAUUUCAUUUUAAAACGAAGUGCUAACGUCACCAUUGAACCCGUUUGCAAAAGAAAUCGUUUAAAUGAAAUCGAUGUGAGGAGAACCUAUUGUAAUCCAUCGCAAAUCAAUCAAAAAGAUACGUCCGAAGAGAAAAGUAAAAUGAUCGAAAUUUGUCAUUCGGAUCUUCAAAAUUCGCUUAAAGUGUGCAGUUUUUGGUUACGUGAUCACUGUCGCUGCUCAAUUUGCUACUCUUGUGACACUUUCCAACGAAAGACAAAUAUUAUUGAUAUCCCAUUGGAUAUUGAACCAAUAGACAUAAAAGACGAAAAUAAUCUCAUCCAUGUGACAUGGUCCGACGGACAUGAAUCGAGCUACGAUAUAUUUGAGCUGAAGGAUCGACUAAAUCCCAAACUACAGCCAAUUGUUGAAAAAUGUUUGUGGACAGGCGCUGAAAUUGUUUGCAGUGAUUAUGCGAAUGUUACUCUAAAUGAUUAUUUAUGUAAUGACGAUGUUGCCAAAAAGGUGGUGACCAGUCUCAUCAAAUUCGGAUGUGCUUUCAUAAAAAAUGUUCCGGCCAAUCUACAAAGCACUGACAUCGCCGUUCGACGACUUUUUUCCAUACAAAAAACAAAUUUCGGCGAAAUGUGGUCGUGUUCAGACAAUAAGACACACAACGAUAAUGCCUAUACAACCGAAGCGUUACUUGCCCAUACAGACAACACAUAUUUUACCGAUGCAGCUGCUUUAAAGGUGUUACACUGUACAAAUCGAGAUGGUAGUGGCGGUGAAAGCCUAUUCGUUGAUGGAUUCAAUGUACUUAAACGGUUACGAGAACAAAACCCCGAAACUUAUGAAUAUCUUAGCAAAACAAUCAUUCCGUCGGAAUACAUUGAAGAUGAUUAUCACUUUAAACAUCAUGCACCGGUCAUCAAUAUCGAUCCAUUGACUAAUGAACCAAAUCAAAUUCGAUUCAACAUGAACGAUCGGGCUUUUUUGAACAAUAUUCCACAAGAAGAAAUGCUGACAUUUUAUAAACAUUACAGAAUUAUUGCAAUGGAAAUUCAGCGUGAAGAGAACGAAUGGCGUUUCAUACUCGAACCAGGAACUGUGUGCAUUUUUGAUAAUUGGCGACUGUUACACGGACGCAACGAAUACACGGGUCGACGGCAAAUGGUUGGCUGCUAUGUUUCUCGAAGUGAAUUUUGCAGUGUUUCUCGCCGAUAUGGCAUGAUUUCAUAGUAAACGCCAAAAAUCAUCUUAUUUUAUAAAAUUUGAUAUAUAUACUAUAAAAUUUGUCUACCGUUCUAAACUAAUUAUUGCAUAUAAAAGAAAUUUUUAGUCAACAUUUAUUCCAAGUAAAAUAUUCUUUACAAACAAAUCUGAACUAUAUACCAAAACUAUAUACCAUUUGGGCUUGAUUCCAAUUGAAGCUUUUGGACCCAAAGGAAUGGUUCGUGCCGAAAAUGAGCCACCAAUUCAUUGUGUUGAAACCAUGUAUGGCUAUUAUGGACCAAAUACUGCACCAAUAUGGUAUUCAUUCCCAAGCCGAUUUAGAUUGGCAUAUCAGCAAUAGAUGAAUCACUUCUUUGACGUUGUUCUUGGAAAAUGUGAGCCAAGCGUUAAAUCAAAAGAAACAUUGGCUGUGAGUAAAAUUGCUUCGGCUUGUGAAGAAUCUGCACACACCGGAAAAAUGGUUGAGUUGAAUUGGGCCACUGGUGAACUUCCUGAAAUUCAAUAAAAUUAACAUGCACACAGGCAAGAGAUCUAAAUGCAGUCGAAUCUAACAUAUGCUU